This is a messenger RNA of Microthlaspi erraticum, 1284 nucleotides long. The record is from the annotation of a GenBank genome assembly. NCBI's taxonomy places the organism in Eukaryota, Viridiplantae, Streptophyta, Magnoliopsida, Brassicales, Brassicaceae.
AUGGUAAUCAGUUUCUCGAUUACUUCUUCAGCAUUAGGGUUUCUCGCUUCCUCCGGAGAACCUUCUUCCACCUUGGCCUCUUUCCAAAUCAGGUACUACUCUAUGUACGGUCAUGUGGAGAAAUUGGCUGAAGAAAUCAGGAAAGGAGCUGCUUCUAUUGAAGGCGUUGAAGCCAAACUAUGGCAGGUACCUGAGACGUUUUCAGAAGAGGCACUCUCUAAAAUGAACGCAGCACCAAAGAGGGAAUCCCCAAGCAUCACUCUCAACGAGCUAACGAAGUUGAUGUUUUCGUCUUUGGAUUCCCAACAAGCACUGGCUCUCAAGGUGGUGGCCAAGAAACCACCACGCAUGUUCAAGAAACAAAACCACUUCACGCCAUGUAAGUUGGUAUCUUCUACAGCACUGGCUCUCAAUGCACGGAAAUCAAAGGGCGUAGUUAUAGUUAUCAUCGAGGACGAUAACCCAUAUGACAUGGAGGAAAUGCUUAUGCCUUUGCACAAAUAUCUCGAUACGCCUACUGCUCAUGACAUAAUCGACAAUGGAGCAACGUUAAAGAAGCACACGAGGUUCGGCAUUGUGUACAGAAGUACAAAAGCCUUGAGGAGCCUAGGGAAUCUGCAUCACUUUUUGCCAAAUGUUGUGGGUUCGCAAGUGCUUUCUCAAGUGUUUCCGUCAAAUGCAACUACGAAAACUGAAACUACUAAAUCAGAAGCAAGUGUUACAAUUUCAGAAUCGGCAUCAGAUAAGAGUAAAUUUCAGAUGACGGUAAAAAUCCUAAUGAAAGUCUAUGAAGGUUGCAAUACUCAUUUACGGAAGAUGCAAGGAACCAGACGAGUCAACUCCUUGAAGAGAAUUUCUCCAGCAAAUUUUACCAGAGGGGACGCGUACAAGAGUUCCCAACGAGAACAUGAACUUGUGUCCAAGAAUUUGGUUUCAACUUCAAAGAGAAGCAUUGUUGAUCUGCAGAAUGAGUUAAGGAGCGUUUUUGGAGGAAUGGAUGAUGAGAAGAUGUGGAAUCUUCCGGAUGCGGUGAUGUCGGUGACUAGCAACGGUUGCGCCUCGAUAGAAGCGCCAUGGAGAAAGGAGCUCUCGAUCAGAACGGAAGGUAGCGACAAGGAGCGACGACUCAAACCGGAUAUCACCAAGCUUCAGAGAGCACGAGAUAGAUCGAUCCGGAGAAAACCCACCAAAGUGAACUCCUCAGAAGCACACAGAAGAUUGAACGAUGGCGCGAGAAUCGAGACGGAGGAAAAACCAGAUCUAGUGCAGAGAUCUUGGAUCUGA